Messenger RNA from Ornithodoros turicata, 1698 nucleotides. Its product is annotated as alpha-L-iduronidase-like. Gene Ontology annotation, molecular function: L-iduronidase activity. The record is from RefSeq and is a predicted model, not a curated record. The transcript has 8 exons. The coding region runs from base 42 to 1667 and encodes 541 amino acids. Gene Ontology annotation, biological process: carbohydrate metabolic process. Lineage: Eukaryota; Metazoa; Arthropoda; Arachnida; Ixodida; Argasidae.
CUGAACCUCAUCGUGAUCCGGAAUUCUUCUUGGGUGAUGCCAUGCAUCAAAACCUCAUCUAUAUGGCUUCCAUUCCCGGUCGCGGUCUUCAGCAAGUCCGCAUGCAUUGGCUUCUGGACCUUGUUACUGCCAAUGCAGCUGGAACAUUCAACUUCACGCUGCUGGACGAGCUACUUGACCGUCUGCACACUUUGGGCUUGCAUCCGGGCUUCGAGUUGAUGGGCAAUCCCUUCGGAGAGGCUGUCAACUUUGAGAAACGCGAGGAUGUGCUGCGCUGGAAAGCCAUGGUCACCGCACUUGCCUCACACUACGUCGACCGAUAUGGAGAAGAAUAUGUGGCUCGGUGGAAUUUUGAGUCUUGGAACGAACCUGAUCAUCGGGGAUACGGAGCCAACUUCACUCUUCCAGGGUUUCGCCAUUACUAUGACGCCUGUUCUGAAGGUCUUCGGGCGGUGAGCACAAGGCUUAAGCUGGGGGGUCCGGCCGAAAACCUGGCACCCAGUCGACGCGCACCCUUGUCUCGUGGUCUACUUGGCCACUGCGUACGAGGUAGGAACUACUUGACGGGGGAGCGCGGGGUGCGGUUAGACUUCAUCUCGAUCCAUCAGAAGGGCAAUGCUUCUGUGUCUGACAUCGUGAAAGACGAAGCAGCAGCAUUGGGUACCGUUCUCAACAGAUUCCCCAGCCUCGGAAGAAAGAAGUGCAUUAAUGACGAAGCGGACCCCCUGGUGAGCUGGUCGCGUCCAGAGGCCUGGCGAGCAGAUGCGACCUACGCCGCGAUGCUGGCACGUCUAGUAGCACUCAAGAUGAAGAACGCUUCGUCGUGCGCGACAAUGAGCAGUGACAAUGGGUUUCUCAGUUACCCGCCCCAUCAAUUCACCCAGAGGACGCUGGCUGCCAGGUUCCAGCUCAACCACAGCGAUCCCGUGCACUCCGUGCUCGUUCGCAAACCUGUUCACGCCGUCCUGGGACUUCUGGGCAACCUUGGACCUGUCCUUUUGAGGACGCACCUCUCAGGAUCCUCUUCAAGUGGGCACCUGGACGUGAUUGCUACGCGUCAUCGAACGGGAGCUUUUGCUGUCCUGGUCGUUUUGAGCAACGAGUCGACCUGGGAACCUGGUCACGGUGCACGAGUUUCCGUACACCUUCAGCCGUCUCCCCUGGGCAUCACGUGGACGGCCUUCCACCUUGACAAUGGCGAAGCGACAAACCCUUACGCGCUCUGGCUGCGUCAAGGCUGCCCGCCGUACCCGACUCGGUCCCAACUGGCGCAGAUGCGAAACGCUCAGGAACCUCGCAAGGACGUCUUGACUGCACCUUCCUUGACGUUACCAUCGCCGUCGGCGGCGCUUCUGGUCGGCUGUUCAGCGGAACAUCCCCUAGGACCCGUCCCGCGUGGUCUCCGAGUCCACGUCGUGGCACCAGGCAGGGGGAUCCUGUUCUGGACGCCCGGUCCAGCACAGCCGUGCCUCGAGUACGACGUGCUCUUUGCGCCGGAUGAUGGCGUCCCUCGGGUCAAGCUUGGGGGUCCCGUUAUGUUUCCGGUCUUCUUCAUCGACUGCGAGGUUCUUGGUCGGGGUUGUGCUGGUCUUCUGUACGUCGGCACCCGAAGCCUCCGAGGCGAUCGCGGCCCCAUCUCGACGCCGCUACGAUACAAACUGCUCUGAUCGCUUCCAAUAAAGAGUCCGACCCCGGGCA